UUUGACCAAUCACAUUCAGCGGAGUGUUGUUACUCUGCAACCCAUUACCCAGAAAAGGAUGAAGAGCUGGUCUCAGCUGCCCCUUGGCAUCACGACCCGUCCAAUCCUGGGAGACAUCGCCCUGUUGAGAGAACCUCCUUCUACUGUCCUACUUUCCUCUUCUCUCUAUUGUCAGCAUCUCUGACCUUUGGCGGUACCUUGUGCUUUUUAAUUGUUACUUAUUAUUUUUCAAGAACAUUAUGUACGUGCAGGGAAAAAAUAGUGUAGCAUCUUCAUCUUCUGACAAUCUCUUGUGACCUUGGCCUCUUCUUACGAACAACUCUCUGUUCGAAACAAAACGUAUUAUCUUACGACCUUCACAGGAAUGGAGCUGUGUUCGCUCUCAUACCCUCGCUUUUCUCUCCAAUGUAUUAACUCUUCAUAACAUGGAGCUAAUGCUUAUUUCAAUCACAUUGGUCAGACAGGAUAAGUACAACUCUUAAAUGAUACAGAUUUUCAGUGCAACUCUUUUAAUAAUACAAAUAAUAAUAAUAAUAAAACUCGAAUCAGAUGGGGAAAUAAUAAAUCCUGACGUACCUCAAAAUUGUACUGAAGCACAUGACUCAAGUAAAUCUGCUGUGACAUUCCACCACUGGUUGCUGGAGGACAGGCGUCUGACUGAUGGACAUCACUGAUAUUCCUUUCAUUCUCAUGAAUAAUGUUUUUUUGUUUUGUUUUUUUUUUCAAUUUUUAUUUCACUUUGUGGCUUGUGUAUGUCCUGUGAACAACUGUGCAGUUUUUGAUGCCAUGUGAUGUUUCAGUUUCUAUAUUUUCAUACAAUUUCCUUUCUUCAUAAUAAUUACACUGAUGAUGAAAACAUUCCAGACUUGCACGGUCCGGGACAUGAAGGCUCCACAGCGAGAGAUUAAAACCACCCACAACAUCACUGGUACCCAUCAACAGAGCAUCAGUGACAUUGGUGAGGAGACAUGUCUCCACAGUGCUGUACCACCAGACCACAGAGCAGCUUCUUCCUCCUCAAAUCAUCAUAGACAGCAUUUUCAUAAUAUGAUGUAUCAGAACUCAGAACACAACACAACAAUCAGAACACCUUGUCAUCAGUACACUGUCCAAUUUUAUCUUUCAAGAAGUUUAAACCCAUUUUAAUAUGCUUUACAACUUCACUCAACCAAAUCGAGACGUCUCUCUAGAGUGGCUUUGCUGUGGUCCUGCCAGUGAGGGGUGACUGGAGGAGGGUAUCAGUGGGGUGGACCAGGUGUCUCAUGCACCUACAGUAUCUCUAGAUCAUCUCAGAGCUCCCUCGCAGGAGUGAACCCCCUCCUGUCACAGCACACGGUGUCCUAUCUGCUGCAGACUGACAGUGCAGUGCGUCUUGGUGGCGCACUGCCUCACAGUCAGGACCAGAGGAAAGUCUGCGGUGGCUCUGAUGUUUUGACCGCAGAGCUUUUUUUUUUUUUUCCCCCUUCUUUUCCUCCCUCCCUCCCCGUGAGCCCUCAGAUGAGGUUCACUGCUGCUACGUCUCGGUCACGUGUCUCUCCUCAGUGAAGGCUUUGCUCUCUGCGGCUCCUCAGCACACAGCCAGAGAUGUCGGGGCUGAAACGUGAGAUGCAACUCAGAGGGACUCGCGCAUAGAGGCAAAGUUAUGGCACGGUCACCAUCGGAGAAAAAGGUCCCGCAGCACAUCGUCUCAGCCCAAAAGUCGCUCACCGCUGACACGCACUGCUUUCUCGGACGCGCAACUCCGGAGCGGCAAACCUCCAAAUUACGCGUCAGAUUUAACUAAGUGAAAAUUGGGACAGGAGCUCAAAAGAUUCCAGCAGCAUUGUGCUGAGUCGAGUGAGGGUCACGAUGCAACAGGCCUGUGGGGUGAAGAUAACAACUCGUCCACAGCUGUACACGGUGUACCUCUAAUCUUGAUGCAGCCAUAGUUACAAGUGCCUCUUCAGCCAACCUGAGGAUGACACUCAGAGAAUAGGACUGCUGAGUUUAUCCGUCAUCUCAAGACAGAGUCUUCAGGCACUGAACAAAUCAGCACCAGAGUGAAACCAAGGCAGCCAUGAACCUGUUCAGGAAGGACGCCAUGACCACCAAGAAGGAGAAGGAGAAAGAGAUCCAGUACGAGGAUCCUCCAGAUGGAGGGUGGGGCUGGAUGGUGGUGCUGCACUGCUUCCUGGUAAAUGUCCUCGUGAUGGGAACCCUGAAAAGCUUUGGGAUCUUCUUCGUGGCAUUUCAAGAUGAGUUUGGAGGAUCGUCAGAGAGCAUCAGCUGGAUCGGUUCCAUCAUGUCGAGUCUGCGUCUGUCCGGAGCACCCCUUGCCUCUGUGGCCUGUGCUAAGCUGGGAACCAGGGUGACCUCCAUCGCUGGGGCCGUUCUGGUUAGUGGAGGCUUCCUCAUGAGUAUCUCCGCCAGUAGUGUGGUGUUCCUCUACAUCAGCAUGGGAGUCAUAGUUGGAAUGGGUUUUGCUCUACUAUACCAAUCCUUCUCAGUGGUCACAGCGCAGUACUUCAGAAAGAGGCUAGCGACGGCGUAUGCGAUCGGGCGCUCUGGCAUGGGUUUGACCUUUGCCCUCGCUCCGUUCACUCAGCUGCUGCUGGACCAGUAUGCUUGGCAAGGGGCGAUGCUGAUUCUCGGAGGUCUCAUGCUCAAUCUGGUGGCCACGGGGAUGCUGCUGCGACCCAUCAAUGUGAAGCCUCCCGUGGCAAACCCUACCUCCUCUCCCAUCCAAAAGAGCCCUGCUGUCUCCAUCAAGAGCUCCUCGGAGAAGGAAUACACUAAGAGCAGCUCUAAUGGCUCCUCUCACUUAUCCAAUGGCAUCUCCAAAUCACACUCAGUCCCCUCCCCUCCUCCUGCUCCUCAUGGGGAUACUGAGGUCCUGGGGAGCCAAUGUACUCAGGGACUCCAGGACCAGUCAGUGAACCCUGAACUGACCAGACUGGUCCUCAAUGGAGUGAAUGGCCAUGAGCCCCACCAUGACUUGGGUCAGUGUAAACCCACAACUCCAGACAGCCCUGCAGAGGUGAACGGCAGCAUGAAUGGCUCCACCAUUGUUGGAUUUCCCUCACAUGCCAGCACGCCGACUGAGGUACCUGUCACAAAAACCAAAGUACUGGAUUUCUCCCUGCUCAAGAACCCCUUCUUUUGCAUCUACACGUGGUCUCUGGUCUUCAGCCAGCUGGCCUACUUCAUCCCUUACUUCCAUCUGUCUGCUCGUGCCAGAACCCUGGGCAUCGAUGCCAUGGAUGCUUCCUUUAUCAUCUCUGUGGCAGGUAUCACAGAGACCAUCGCUCAGCUGGCCUCAGGCUGGGUGACAGACAGGAACCUGUUCCAUAAAUACCACUACCACAAGGCCUACCUGAUCCUCUGUGGCCUCGUCAACCUGCUCUCCCCACUAGCGACAUCCUACAUCCUGCUGAUGGUUUACGCCAUCUUCUUCGCCAUCUUCUGCGGUGGAUACAUGGCUCUGCUGCUUCCCGUUCUAGUCGAUCUCGUCGGGGCGGACAAACUCAACAACUCCAUGGGCUUCUCCAUGUUCUUCGUGGGCCUGGGAUGCCUCACGGGGCCUCCUUUGGCAGGCUUCCUGUACGACUACACUCAGACUUACGACUGUUCUUUCUACCUGGCUGGGCUCUGCUAUCUGCUCUCCUCCCUCUCCCUCUUCCUGGAGCCGCUGGCUCAGCGGUGGAGGGCCCGGAACAAACUGACCUGGGACAAGAGGGCAGAAAGCAGCUGUAGGACCAACGGCUGCUUCACCCCCGACCGCCUACAGAACGGCGCUGUGUAGGAAUGAAACCCAGGGAAGGCCUUGGAUCUUGAGCCAGCACGCUCAUAACUUGACAUAGGCCUGCAUACCCUAGACUCCAGCUUAAAGUCGGGACCCGAGUGACCCGAGGAGAGGAAAGUGAUGUCCUGCCUAAGAUGUCUGAGAACAUACAGUAGACCGGACGAUGAUUAAGUUGAACUUUUAAAAAGCCAAAAUUUUAGAGUUCUGCAAAAUAUUUUAUCCCCUCUUAUUGUUCUUAUCAGAGGUACAUGCAUCCGACCUGAAGUUAAUCCCCUACAAAUAUGUUCAAGCAUAUAUUUUAAUAUUAGCAGCUGUGCAACCAUAACUUAUUAAAACAUAUUACAGAUUUUUUCCCAGUGCAACAACGAAACUGCGCUCACUCUGCAGAAACCUCUCCAUGCACACACUCAAUACUGCUGGGAGCUAAGCUGUGUGGUUGAGCUCAGCUGGUUCUUUCCAUUAAUGAAAGCACACAUCCAUGAAGAAAUACUCAUCACCUGAAUCCUUUGGGAAGCCUUUACCUGUUAUCUGUAAACUUGUACUCACUGAUAUGCACUUUGGGCCAAUAUGUGAUUAUGCUGCAUGUCAUUUCCUCUGACCUUUAACUGCCAGAUAGUUAAGAUACUGAGCAAACCACUUAACUGCAGCCUGCUUGUAUGACACAAUGUGUAAUCUGCUCCUUAAAGCCAAAAAAGCAGCAGCUGCUUCAGUAGAAACGGUAUCUCUUGUCCCUACAAGAUAAUUAUAGAUUGUAUGGCAUGCAUUAUAUAGCAUCUCGAGGUAUGACUUACUCGCUUUCGCUGAUGCACACUCAUACUCUCGUAUUUAUAUCUUUAUCAAUAAUAUUCUGGACGCUUUUUGUCCAUCAACUUACUUAGGCCUUCUUUCACCUACACUCACCAAUAUUCCCAUUGAAGUGAAUGGGCAGAAAGUUCAAAAGUUUAACAUUUUUCAAACUCCUUUUCCAUUUCAUAAUUCCUACUUACAUCCAUAUACAGUUUAACCCUUUGGUUAAGUCUUUUCAUAUAUCACACUUUUUCUGGAAUCACAGACGAAGCUUUAAACUUUUUUCAGAGCUGUUCAGGAGUUAUAAUGUGUGUAUACUGUGCUGGGGGCACCGACUUCUUGCAGCAGAGCAUUCAGAGGCAUUUAGAAGUUUAAAAACAUUCUCAGCUGUGUUCAGUACAAAAACUGACCCGUCAACUUCUUUUACUGAUUCACAUAAAGUAACCCUUGAAGGUGCACUAUGUAGUUCUGGAAAAGGAUAAUCUAACUCAGAUUUUUUGAUAUUCACAAUAUUAAUGAUGUAAUAAUACAAACAGAGAAAUGUUUCAUUUUUCCAGAACUGAGUAAACAAGUUGUUCUCAGGGGAAAAUAAGGUCCCAGAACACUGUUUGAAGCUAGAAAGGUGGCAGGGUCCGCCAAAAUGAAGAGUUUGUUUAUUCAGUUUGCUCAGGCACUUUUUCUCUAGUGAUUAGAAUUUUGUCCCCAAAACUACAUAAUGCACUUUAAAACUGACUCUGCCCUCCUAUCACUUGUCUCUGCACUGUGUAAUGUUUACUCCAACAUACAAGCUUUCAACACAUAUUGUCAUGAAUGGUGAGUUUCGUUUGUAGUUAGCACCUGCCAAACUGUUGCAGAUCUGGGAUUUGUAUUUACGGCAGUGGUGUCCAAUCAGAAACUGUGCUCGCAAUGCUAGUUUCUACAUAAUGUUGCUUUAACCGCUUCAAUUCCAACCGCUUACACAGGGUAGACUUUUCAACUUCAGCUAUCACAUAUCACAUGAUUUUAAUCAGUACACUUCAACUUAUUUCAGCCACUUUGCAGUUCAACUCACACCUCAGCUUUUUUUUUCAUGCUUACACUUCAAAUGACACAUCAAACUGACACCGCCACUGACGCUCCAACUUUAAGCACAUUUUUACCUGUUUACAGUGUUUGUACAGUUUUCAGUGCAGACGAGCACACUUCAAUUUCUCUUUACUUUCUUUUUAAUCGAAACCUCAGUUGUGACCUUUUAAAUGCUACAACGAAUCUACAAACUGCCUUUCUCUGUUUGUGGGUUAGUAAUGAUAGUGUGAAUUUUAAUAACUCCAGUUACUUGGCAUACAGUCACGCCUUGCUCAUCGUUUGUGAGCUGUUCUAUGCAAGCGCACACAGAGAGGGGUUUUCCUGUCAUUAACAGCUCGCUUGGACAGCAUUUUAACUGUUGUUCCUGAAGCCAAGAUUUAAGUGUGAUUCCUCAAUAUUUUGAUCACAGUUAGACUGAGGGGCGACGGAGCUGAUGAGGGUGAGAAACGUGUCAUUUUGUCAAUCAUGUAUGUCUGUAAAUCAUCUGACCAACUGUGUAACAAAGAUGUUUCGCUGGAGUUGCCCUUGUAGAUGUGUGUGGAUGCACGUCGCCCCACUGGACUGAUUGGAAACUGUUGCCAAGCCUUAACAGUGCCUGCAGGCAGCCAAUUAAUGGCAUUGCAACUUGUAGUUGUGUUUUGUUUAUAUAUGGGAGUCUGUUGGUUGUUGAAUCUUUUUUUUUUUUAUGUAAUAGGGGUUUUUGUGUUUCCACCAGUUUGCCUUAUAAGGUACUGUACUGUAUCUUUACUAACCUUCCUGUGAUGUCAGCCAAAGACACAUUAGAAACCUACCUACAACUUGAAGCUUAUCAUUAGUUUAAUAAUAAACAGUUUGGAGAGUUUAAAUAAUUGAAACCACUAUGAUCAUUAUCCAGUCAUCUCCAAGUCUUGAGGACAGCCCAGACUGUAAUGAUGGACAUGUGUGUUGUUACGCUGCCCUCGUGUGGCAGAGGAGCGCUCUUACUCAAAGAAUGCUGUCUCAAUUAGUACCAAAUUAUUCCCCCUCAACUCACUUUCACAAUACUGAGCAAGGCUCUUUGUAUUGUUUCAAUAACGACAGUCAUGCACAAAAGCUCUUUUGGCUCACGAGUUGCAUUCAGCACCAGUAUGCUUUUGUGAUUGAGGACCACUGAAUAUUUUGUACCAUAAUAAAUCUUUUAUGAAAAGUAUUUGACGCUUUAAAGUAGAUUUUGGUUUGGGGUUUAUUUUACUUGUUAGGUUUAGGGAAAUGUAUGUUUGAGAAAUAUCUUGAAAGGAUUUUUGUGUCCCUUUGGUAUGUCUUAAACUCUGCCGAUAAGGAACUGAGUUCUACUUGGUGGCGUUUGAUUUUGUGUUUUUGCUGCAGUGAAUGCAUUUAAGGGUAAAGCACUGUUUUGUCACUACUCUGCUCCUACAUUUGUUAACAGAUAGAUUAGGAAACAUGCUAAACCAAUCAUAGAUAUCCUCUUCCAAGCCCGUAGAGUUCAUUUUUAAGCCUUGUAACAGUGCGUGGUCAGCUGUAAUAAACUGACAUGUGACUCAAGUCUGUUCCUGUGUGAUUCGGCAAUAAAUGCACUGAGGCCACAAAAACAUUCACAGCUUUUUACAUCUUCAACAUGUUUUAUUGAGACAUUAUUAAGACAUACUGACUUGAAUAAACAAAUGAUUCAUUUAUA
Acanthopagrus latus (yellowfin seabream) is the source of this 7286-nucleotide messenger RNA. It is a transcript of the gene slc16a4, whose product is annotated as solute carrier family 16 member 4. Gene Ontology annotation, molecular function: monocarboxylic acid transmembrane transporter activity. The transcript has 11 exons. Bases 2057 to 3781 code for a protein of 574 amino acids. Gene Ontology annotation, biological process: transmembrane transport; monocarboxylic acid transport. The record is from RefSeq and is a predicted model, not a curated record. Lineage: Eukaryota; Metazoa; Chordata; Actinopteri; Spariformes; Sparidae.